AUGACUCUGCUACAUCAAGUGGGGUUAAUACUCAUCGCAGCGACAGCAGCAUACCAGGUUUCGGCAGAAUGCUGUACAUCAGAAACGAAUUCAGAAUUUUGCUUAGUAUUCUCAAUGUUGUCGACAAUGGAGCAGUCAGAAGUCAUGAAUUACCUAGGUGCAAACUGUGACGGCGACGCCGAACAGGCGCUUCAGAAAUUGGAAAAGAGAAAGCCAAAUUUUAUGCGAUAUGGUCGAUCAGCAGCACUCACGAUGGGCAAGAAAGGUUCAGACCCGAACUUCCUCCGAUUCGGACGCGCUCAACCAAACUUCUUGCGAAUCGGAAAAGCGAGCGGAGACCCGAACUUCCUUCGUUUCGGCCGCAGUGAUCCAAACUUUUUGCGAUUCGGCAAAUCUGCCGCUGAUCCAAAUUUUUUGCGAUUCGGAAAAAGAUCAGCAGACCCAAACUUUUUGAGAUUCGGUCGCUCAAUAAACUUUGAUCGGGAAUCGCGAAAGCCCAACUUUUUGCGAUUCGGAAAGUAA
Molecule: messenger RNA, 522 nt
Organism: Caenorhabditis bovis
Lineage: Eukaryota; Metazoa; Nematoda; Chromadorea; Rhabditida; Rhabditidae
Source: the annotation of a GenBank genome assembly